GCUACAUAUAGAUCCAAACAACCCCUAUAUGAACCUGCGUUCAAGCCGGAGAACUGGCGGCGGCCACCGCGUCGACGACCGGCGCCGAAGCAGCCGCACGGCGCUACUCUAUGGCCGACUUCCCGCUGCUCGCGCAGUUUUACCCCAUGCCUGCGGCUCUGCCGCCUCGGCCUUUUCCUGUCGGUGUCACCCCGCCGAACUUAUGGGACCCUCCAACGCCAUCAGCUGCGCCACCGGCAAGCAGCUCCCACAGCUCAUCACCGGCGGGAGCUCCGACCCCAUCGCCGCCUCUUGGUUCAUCAAGGACCGGGACCGCAGCAUCAUCAUCUCGCUCUCGGCCAAGACUAAUGAAGAAGUGACACACAGGGGGCCAAGAGGGGAAAGCCCGGCCUGCUACAGACCGGCCCAUUAUUUGGCCCGCUAAACUCCUUUCAGCUUCCCGUCCCACACACACACACACACACACACACACACACACAGAGUUUUGCAUCAGCGGAAUUCAUGUAGUUGCAUGUCCUAAUAACUUGAUGGUUGGUUCUUCUAUUGACCAGCAGACAAAAUUUCGGAUACUACAUAGAAUUUCCACCAUAAUUGAAUUGAAGGAGGAAAAGAUCAGUUUUUUUUUAGGGGUGUCCACUUGAUCAGGUGAUUGUGAUUGAUCGAGAGACGGGGUGAAAACAAAAGGUUGCUUUGUCUCCCCCUGGUGGGAGUCCAAUAGGCCCGCAGCGCUGGAAAAGUGUGCUGUGCAA
Messenger RNA from Panicum hallii, 749 nucleotides. RefSeq lists its product as uncharacterized. Bases 29 to 424 code for a protein of 131 amino acids. Lineage: Eukaryota; Viridiplantae; Streptophyta; Magnoliopsida; Poales; Poaceae. The transcript has 2 exons. The record is from RefSeq and is a predicted model, not a curated record.